Messenger RNA from Schizophyllum commune H4-8, 840 nucleotides. RefSeq lists its product as uncharacterized. The transcript has 3 exons. NCBI's taxonomy places the organism in Eukaryota, Fungi, Basidiomycota, Agaricomycetes, Agaricales, Schizophyllaceae. The record is from RefSeq and is a predicted model, not a curated record. Bases 1 to 840 code for a protein of 279 amino acids.
AUGCAAAGCCGUCAGUCUUUAUCACCUACCUCCCGCCAAUGGACCUCGACUGGUCUGUUCAAUCUUAGGCGUUCGAGGAUCCGCCUUGAACCAGCUAGAGGCGACGAUAUGACGGUGCCUUGGCAUUAUCGUGCGGCAGGCUAUACCGAAAGCGACGCCCUCCCUGUCCCCACCAGCCACGCCACAAUGCCUGCAACGUACGAUGACCAACACUGGGCCCUUCCUAACAGCGCCCCUACGGCUUCACAACACGCUCCUUAUAUGGAACCCUCGCCUUGGGGGUACAAUCACCCACAUCACGCGCCCAAUGCUAGCGCUUCUCAUGUACAUCAAGCAAGUUCACCAGAGCACCUCGGAUACUACGGAUAUCCAUCAGGUUCUCCCGCGUACAAUACGUUCGCGCACACGCCGACAGCAUAUGCUAGACAUUCACCUGUGGAAGCCAGUUCGCCCUAUCUCUCUUCCGAGCGCUUCGUUGACUACAGAGAUGGCUUCAUGGCAGACGCGGCCGACAUAUCAGACCCAGCACACGCCAACGGAACGACCUACUUCAAUCACAGCCCGGAUGGCUUCCCGAGUGUGCCACCUCCUGAUGUCGCUGUCGCCCUCGCGCCGGACCCCUUUCCUACGCCGGGCACGAGUCGGCUGCCUUCCGCUGUCGCGACGGCGUCUCCCGAAGACAGACACGAUCCUCUCCCGCGCAACGAAGUAGGAACGUCGCACCAAAGGGAGGCCGCUCAACGGCGUCGUCGCACGGCCGCCCGGUUGUACUGCCCAUACCCGGGCUGCGAGGCGUCCUUCACGAGGGGCCACAACUGCAGAAGUUCGUGGCUGGUUUGA